Messenger RNA from Aspergillus clavatus NRRL 1, 525 nucleotides. Its product is annotated as putative GPI anchored protein. Bases 1 to 525 code for a protein of 174 amino acids. Lineage: Eukaryota; Fungi; Ascomycota; Eurotiomycetes; Eurotiales; Aspergillaceae. The transcript is spliced from 3 exons. The record is from RefSeq and is a predicted model, not a curated record.
AUGCGUUUCUUCGCUGCCGUUCUCACCACCCUCGCCGUGCGCGCCCUCGCCGCCAACGCCCCCGACGCCAAAAACGAGGACUACUCCACCGUCGUGGUCACCGACUACGCCACGUUCUGUCCCGAGGCCACCUCCGGGGCUCUGCCUGCCAGCACCGGUCUCCCCUCCAUCACCGUCUCCAACGGCAUCACCUACUCCAUCUCCCGCCCCCUGAUCACCUCCACCGUCACCCGCUGCAACAAGUGCCCCAGCUCCACCCCCACCGCCAUUCACACCCCCUCGACCAGCUCCAUCGUCGUCGUCCCAACCUCCCACCCUCUCAUCCCCUCCGCUCCCGCCCCCGUCCCCCCCUCCGCGCCUGCUUCCUCCGUCCCCGUCCCCGUCCCCUCCGGCGCCUCCCCCGACACCAAGUCCACAACCACUGGCCCCUCCGUUGCCCUCUCCACCGGUGGUGCGUCGCGCGCGGCCGCCGGUGCCGGCGCCGGGUUGGCCGGUGUGUUUGCGCUCGUUGCGUAUUUGCUGUGA